GGGUCUGGGGGCGGGAGGCAGGAGCAGCUGUCAGGCCGAAGUCCCGCGAGCACGAAGCGGCGACGGGGUGGCUGUAGGAAGCGCGGCGCCCGACCGGGCCCCGGAGAUGGUCCUCGGCGCUGUGGGCUGGUGUUGUCUCGUGCUCUGGCUCCCCGCGUGCGUCGCGGCCCACGGCUUACGAAUCCAUGAUUAUUUGUACUUCCAAGUGCUGAGUCCUGGAGACAUUCGAUACAUUUUCACAGCUACACCUGCCAAGGACUUUGGUGGUAUCUUUCACACAAGGUAUGAGCAGAUCCACCUUGUCCCCGCGGAACCUGCAGAGGCCUGUGGAGAACUCAGCAACGGUUUCUUCAUCCAGGACCAGAUUGCUCUGGUGGAAAGGGGGGGCUGCUCCUUCCUCUCCAAGACUCGGGUGGUGCAGGAGCACGGUGGGCGGGCGGUGAUCAUCUCUGACAACGCAGUUGACAAUGACAGCUUCUACGUGGAGAUGAUCCAGGACAGUACCAAGCGCACGGCUGACAUACCUGCCCUCUUCCUGCUCGGCCGAGAUGGCUACAUGAUCCGCCGCUCCCUGGAACAGCACGGGCUGCCGUGGGCCAUCAUUUCCAUCCCAGUUAAUGUCACCAGCAUCCCCACCUUUGAGCUGCUGCAACCGCCCUGGACCUUCUGGUAGAAGAGUCGGUCCCACCUUCCACCCAUAAAGCAACUCUAGGCUGGGAAGGGGAAACCCAGGAACUCUGCUGUGUGGGACCUGGAGACGGCACUUGCGGACAGGUGGAGCCAGGUAGAGGAAGGAGUGGGCCUGGUCUAGGCUAAGGGGAGCCACACCACUGUUUCCCUUCCCUGGGGCCUCCAAGGUUGUCUCAGGCCAUGGGAAGAUGUAAGACCCAUGUCCCAGGGCUUCUUGGCUAGAAUAUGGAACAGGGGCAAAAGGCAGGUGGCCUGAGAACCCCAUGACCUGUCACAUCCCACCUGACUCCAGCCUCCCCACCCAGCAUCUCCUCAGUGUCCUUCACAGCAGUUGCUGGAGUGGUUUAAGAGCUGGUGUUUAAGGACUCAAUAAACCCUCACUGACUUUUUAGCAAUAAAGCCUCUCAUCAGGGUUGCAACUGUGUCCUAGAGUAAGAGCACACAAGUGGGGGGAGUCUUUGAUCUCUACUGGCCAGAAGCCCUUGUACUGAGGGGAGGAAACUAAGGCCCAGGGAGGACAAAAGACUUGUCCAAGGUCCUUCAGAUUGCCAUCCUGGGUCCCAACACAGCCUUCUGCUUAAGAUCUUAGGAGCCAUAGUCCUCUGGGGCUUUAGAACAUCAGCACAGCAGAGUGGAGGCAGGACCAGGAAUGAGCCCCAACUGGGGAGCUAGAGCCCCCACCUCCUACCAUUACCUGGUCUACCCCAUGUACCCUUCUGCCACGUGCUCUGGCAUUCUGGCAAGUCCUGUUCCACCAAGCAUUCCUUCAGAGGCCUGUCACCACUCACACUUUAUUGAGAACAGUGGGCAGGCAGGGGUGGGAGGGGAUGCCAGCUGCUGUGAAGGAGGAAGAACCCCACAGGCCAGAGAGGCAGGCUCCACCUGGCUCAUAAUCCAGGGAAGGGCCUGUGGACAGCCAUCUGCCUUCCUGGGAUCCCUUAGCAGGGGGACGUGAAGACCCCUUAGGGAAGGUAGGCAGAAUUCUGAAAACUGCAAGUGAAGGGUUAUAAUUCUCAUAGCACCCAACCCAAGAAUGAGGGGUACUGCUAAUCUGGGGAUGGGGGCACAGUCCAGGCUAAUCUGAGUAUCUAGCCCAGUUCCUCUAGGUUUCUGGAAGACUUCGGUGUUCCUCUGUGGAGACCCUAAAGAUGGAGGGCAGGAGAGCCCCUCACUGAUUCAUGUUCUAUGGGUCCCAGGGAUAACUAGAGCAUCGUAACUUAAGGAGCACAGGCCUGCCAUCCCCAGGUCUCAGCCAUGCUGCUGGAGUCCUCAGUGGGAAGAGGGUGUGAGGGCUGGCUGAUGAUCCCCCACAUACCCCUCCUGAGGGACGCAGAGGCCUUUUCCAUUCCAUGGGGCCCGCCCCUGUGCCAGGGCUGAGAGGCAAGGCACAAGAUACAGAGAUUCUGGAGCUUGGGGAAGGGGUUAAUCUCCACUCCCUGAGAUGUCCAAGUGGCGGGAGUGGGGAGGUGGGGAGAGGGAAUUCUCCCUGCCCAG
Messenger RNA from Phyllostomus discolor (pale spear-nosed bat), 2184 nucleotides. RefSeq names its product protease associated domain containing 1 (gene PRADC1). NCBI's taxonomy places the organism in Eukaryota, Metazoa, Chordata, Mammalia, Chiroptera, Phyllostomidae. The record is from RefSeq and is a predicted model, not a curated record. The coding region runs from base 107 to 673 and encodes 188 amino acids. The transcript has 5 exons.